ACGACACUCUCGUAACACCGGACCACCAAUCGAGUCUUCUAAGACGACUUGCCGGACCUGAUUGACGACCAAUUCGGAGUCACUUUCGACUAUCACGUGAGUCAAAGAUCUUGAGGCGACUAUGGAGAUAGCGUCUCUAAAGGCUAGAAGCUCUAUCAGGUAAGGAUUGACUAUUCCUUUAUGUUGUAGCCCAAAUGCCAACAUCGCAUGCCCGUUUGACCCACAGACAACAAGCCUAGACGAACACCCGGUGGCACAAACAGUCGGGUCGAAAUUGAUCUUCAAAUAGUCUUCUGGGGUGGGACCCACGAGGUGGUAGGAUGGUUUGAGAGGAGAGAGCUGCGGAGUGGAAUAGGGAGGAGAAGGUUGGAGAUUUCAAGGACCUGGUUGUAGAAUUGUCUGGCUAGGGAACGGACAUGGGGUUGGUAGAGUUCAAAAGUCACUUUAUUUCUAAACUUCAAGAUUCUCCAAAGUAAGCAUAUGCAUUGGAGUAUGUGGAAUGGGGAGGUCUCAGAGACCAUGACAUGUCGCCACCAUAGACUAAAAUUAACAGUCGGGGCGGUCUCAAUAAAGUUGCUCAAUCCCACUAAAGUAUACAAUCUGGUAGCUAGGGGCAUCUGAAGAAUAAAUGUUCAAUGCUUUCUCGAUGUCUCCAGCAGACAGGGCAUCAGUUGAGGCAGUUUACUCCACGGUUUGAAGGGUCGCCACUAUGGGGAGAAUGACUUUGAGGCAUUGCCAUAUGAGAAUUUUGAGCUUAGGUGGGACUUGGAUAUUCCAAGUCUUUUUCCAAAUAGGAGGGUCGAUGAUAUGUACUAUCGGUUUCCGGCUAGAAGCCAAUGCUAAUUCCAAAGCUAGGUGAUAACCCGAUUUGACAGUAUAUUUUCCAUCUUUAAAAUAGUGUCACACUCUAAUAUAUUUUUUAAGGCAACGAGGUAGAGGGAUCCUCCUGAUGAGAUCAACAAAGCGAGGUUCGUAGCAAAACUGGAGCUUUGGAAUGUCCCACUCCCCUUGGCCUUCUCUAAUGAGUGAACUGAAAAGUGAAAACAAAACCAUAAAAAUAUAUGACAUUCACUAUUUGUUAUACUUACUUAAUAUAUUCCUGCACAAAAUAGCUAAGACGUCUGUUUAUGGAUACAGCUCUCCACAAUUUAAGGGUACUACUGCUACUAACUACAUAUGGCUUUGCCGCCAUUGAAGGUAGAUGCCUAUCUACGUCACCAUCUUUGUUCUAAUAGGUGGCCUUCAUCACUGCCGUGUGUAACUGCAAUCAUCGUCAUCAACCUUACUUUAUUUAUUCAUUCAUUCAAUUCCUCGUUAAUUUUUUUACUAAUCCAUGAUUAACACUGAAUCUAGGAGAGAAUGAAGCAACAAAAAGGUGGAGAAGGAAACGGAGGUGUGGAUUUGUGGUGGGCCGCCGCGGCCGUGACGGUGGUCCAUGACGGAACGGCCCCGCCUCCCUCCGUUCCUUCUUUCUCUCCACGCCCCAUGAAAUGAAAGAGCCAACGCCGUUUUUUCGAGUUUCGGGACAGUCCCACGUGGCGGUCAUGUCAGCGGGCCCCACUCCCCUCCUCUCCUCUCCUCUGGCCUCUGGUUAUGGAUACCCACCACCUCCACCACUUCUCUCUGCUCUCUCCGUUCCUUCGCCGGCCAUAUAUAGACCUCCCAAUCUUCCCUCCAGAUUUUACCUCCGCUUCCUCCUCUUCACAACCCACUCAAUAACAAUCGGAAUUCAAUAAAAUAAAAAGAACCCAUGGAUCGAGCCUCUUUCCUAGCUGCUCCACCGCCCGAUUUCCACUACGCCGACUCCGCCGCGCUGCUGGACCCGGCGGCGGCGAAAUGGCAUCAUCAUCCCUACCACUAUCACGAUGUGGAACAACAACAACAACGAUUACAGUACAAUUUCCAUCAGCAGCAGCAAGAAGUGGGCUCCUUAGGCGACGAUUAUAUGGGCUGCGUUUUGAACGGGUUUCACGGCGACGGUGUUGACGGCGGGUUAGGGGAAGUGGUGGAGAUGAGCCGGACCCCUUCUUCCUCCAUCCAAUUGAAACCCGACCCGGGUUUCUUCGCCAACGGCUGGCCUGAUUUUGCCCCGGUUGGGAAUCAUGUGUAUGGGAUUUCUAGGACAUCUAGCUGCCCGCCUACGGCGGCCGAGUCGUCGUCGCCGCCGGCUGCGGCGAGCGUAGUAGACGGCUCGAAGAAACGAAAAUUGGACAAGCCCCAACAACGUAACCCUAAGGUGGUUGCGGUGGACGAGAACGGGGAAUCGAAGACGAAGAAGGUGAAAGCCGGGUGUGGAGAUGGAGGUGAUAAAAAGAGCAGCGUGAGCAGCAGCAGUAGCAGCAGCAAGAACAAGAACAAGAACAAGAACGUCAAGAAGGAGAAUUCCGGUGCGGAUAGCAGCUCAAAGGAAAACAACAGUUCCAAAGUUACUCAUGAAGUCCAGAAGACGGAUUACAUUCAUGUUCGCGCCCGCCGCGGGCAGGCCACUGAUAGCCACAGCUUAGCUGAAAGAGUAAGGAGGGAAAAGAUCAGCGAGAGGAUGAAGUAUCUACAGGAUUUGGUGCCUGGAUGCAACAAAAUCACAGGCAAGGCUGGGAUGCUUGACGAGAUUAUCAACUAUGUCCAAUCCCUUCAGCGCCAAGUUGAGUUCUUGUCCAUGAAACUAGCUGCUGUGAAUCCUGGCAUGGAUUUCAACAUCGACAGCUUGUUCCCCAAAGAGGUUGCAGCUGGUGGUGGGAACAAUUUCCCGGCAAGCUCGGAUAUGGCAGCGGCCUACCUUCACUUGAACUCACUGCAACAACAGUUAUUGGGUUGCUCUGGUCUGGAGAUGGGGAUGAUGAUGAACCCUUCUUCUGCAGCAGCUGAUAUGGGGCUCAGAAGAACAAUCAGUGCACCAAUCACAACCCCAGAAACCGAAACAUUCAUCGAUUCCUCUUGUUUCCCACAGCAAGCAUCAAUUUGGGAUGCUGAUCUUCCAAGCCUUUACCAAGUAGCAUUUGAUCAAGCAAGGGCUGCAUCCUUCCCAUCUCAGCAAUUUGCAGGUUCAGCUGGUUCAUCAAAUCUGAAGAUGGAGAUGGAGAUGUGAUGAAGAAGUUGAGAAGAGAUAGAGCUUUAUUAUGUUCAUGCCUGCAAAUUAAAAUCUCUGAUGAUUCUUUUGCUUGCUUGUGGUACAUACCCCAUAUGUAUAUUUUUUUUGUAUGCAUACCAUCAUGUAUUAUUGCUAUCAAUAAAAGAUUAGCAUCAAUUUGAAGCCCUUUUACUGAAGUUACUUACAAAGUUAAGUGCUUUCUUGUUACUUAAAUCCAAAUUACAGAGCAAUCAAUGGUGGAAUCUAACAUCAAUGAGAUAGAAUAGAAGAGAAUAUGUUGGUGGUUGAUGGUGAUGGAGGGUGGGCGGGGACCGGAUGAAUUGAAAUGCACCUACAAUGGGUUUCGUGCAUUGACAGCAACAGAGCAGAAGAGAAGUAUAUCUAACCUAUCCUCCUGGCAAGCUCCAAAGGACAGGAAAAAAAGUGCAAAAGGGAAAAUGAGCCAGAAAGAAUAAUGAGUGGGAUGGAGAACAGAACGAAAGAAGGUACCAAAAGAGAGCAGAGUUGGGUAAAUGUGACGGAGUGAUGGAGAAGUGUUGUUAGUGGUCACAGUGAUGGUGAAAUCUGUGUCCAAACUUAAUCAUCACUGCUAAUACUAAUCCGCUUGAUGACUGCUAAUGUAGCUGUGGCAUUGCCACUCAGAUGACUGCUACUGAUUUGAUUUUGAAGGUGUUGUGUGGUGGCCGAGGGAUCGAUUAAGAAGAGCUCGCGCAUGAUGAUGAUGGUCGCAGUCAAUCAACAUUGGGCUGGCUGGGCGCAAGUUGGUGCUGUUCAUUCUUGUGCAGUUGCUUUUAUGGUGCGAUUGGAUAACCUGAUGGAUAAUCCUUCCAUGUAGAGUAGAGUGACCACAGAAACGGGGCCUCUGUAGUGUACACAACAGAGCCCUGACCAGACCAGCGCCGGGCCAGGACCAUUUUGCAUUCAUUCUCACACCCGCCUGCCUCUCCUUGUCAACCUCGGUUUUCCAUAUCUUCUUCUUCUUCUUUCCUACUUUGAUUAUUAGAAAGAAAUGGAGGAAUCUUGUGUCUGUGGAAACAGAAUUAACUGCAGCUGGGUGGGUGUUUAAUGAUGAGUGAAUUCAUGCAGAAACAGGACUACUGUUGCAGGAGGGAUGGGGGAGAUGGAAUAAAGAGGCUAAAAAAUUCCCCCACUUGGAGUCAAACUUGUUCGUGCAGAUCAGAGCAGAGAACAGCAGCUAUUCUCACUGUCUGUCUCUCUUUGACCAUUGUUUUACCUGUUGCUUUUCUUUUCCAGAUUGAUUCUUGCCCAACUUGUUUCAUAGAAUUAAAAUGUCAUUGCUUAAUUUGUGGGUGAGAAAUGGCAAUGGACAGGGCAGGUCGAACCACAUCCAAGUCAAAGCAGGUCAAACAGAUCGGGUAAAACGAAUCAGAUCGAAAUUGUCAUAUCGACUCCAUACAACUAAAUUUAUCCAUCACUCAACCUCCAAAAGUUAAGCAACUUGGUGAACUUGAGUUCAGAAUCCAACCAAAACUACUUGUUUCUCACCUCCUACUAAUGUGUAGGCCAUGGCAAAAUGUUAAAUCGGGUAUGGUUUGAGAUACGUAUACAAAAAAGUCAUGACUCAUGAUGAUUCGGAUUCCUCAUACUUGUCAUACAACAUGAUACGAUUAGAUUAUCUAGAAGUGUCAAGUUUGGCGUUACUCGACACUUUUUUGUAUGCAAUCGCCACGGAAUGUGUUGCUACAAUAAAAUGAAAAUACGAGUACGACAUUACUGUUUUAAAACUUAUCGAAAUUAACUAUAUUGAACUAUCAUCUUGCACAUAUGUGAAAUGGAUAAGAAAGGGAAGAUAUUGAACUAAUAUGAGACAACUGGUGGUUGCCUGCUGUUCUUUUGAUAACUAUGGCAAAAUGAAUGAGUUUACAAGGU
This is a messenger RNA of Linum trigynum, 4978 nucleotides long. The record is from the annotation of a GenBank genome assembly. NCBI's taxonomy places the organism in Eukaryota, Viridiplantae, Streptophyta, Magnoliopsida, Malpighiales, Linaceae.